AGAAUAAUGAAUAAUAAAGAAGAAAGAAUAAGGAUGAAAAAAAAAAAGAAUAAGAAUGAAAAGAAGAGAGAAAAAGAAGAAGAAGAAGAAAAAGAAGAAUAGAAGAGAAUGAAGAAGAAGAAGAACAAAAAGAAGAAGAAUAGGAGAAAGGAAAAAAAAAAGAAGAAGAAGAAGAAGAAGAAGAGACGAAAGAAGAAGAAAAGAGAACAGGAAAAGAGAAAGAAGAAGAAGAAGAAGAAGAAGAAGAAGAAGAAAGGAAAGAAGAAGAAGAAGAAAAGAAUAGAAGAAGAGAAAAAGAAGAAGAAGAAGAAGAAGAAGAAGAAGAGAAGAAAAGAACAAGAAGAAGAAGAAGAAGAAGAGAAAGAAGAAAGAAGAGAGAGAAGAAGAAGCAAGAGAAGAAGAAGAAGAAGAAAAGAAGAAGAAGAAGAGAAGAAAGAAGAGAAGAAGAAGAAGAAGAAGAAGAAGAAGAAGAAGAAGAAGAAGAAGAAGAAGAAGAAGAAGAAGAAGAAGAAGAAGAAGAAGAAGAAGAAGAAGAAGAAGAAGAAGAAGAAGAAGAAGAAGAAGAAGAAGACACUGGGUUUCAUUCUGAUCCUAACUGAUUAG
Messenger RNA from Octopus sinensis (East Asian common octopus), 603 nucleotides. Its product is annotated as nucleolar protein 58-like. Gene Ontology annotation, molecular function: DNA binding; structural constituent of chromatin. Gene Ontology annotation, biological process: nucleosome assembly. Gene Ontology annotation, cellular component: nucleosome. Lineage: Eukaryota; Metazoa; Mollusca; Cephalopoda; Octopoda; Octopodidae. The record is from RefSeq and is a predicted model, not a curated record.